AUGAGAUACCACGACGGAUGGCCGUUUACGACAAAGGACAACGACAAUGAUGGGAGAUCGGGACGAAACUGUGCCAACGAUCGUGAUGGGGCGUGGUGGUUUGAUGACUGUGAUGUGGCUCACUUGAAUGGCGUGUAUGUCCCUGGUGGAAAUACUGGCACCGAGGUUGACGGCCCCCUGGCAUCGCCAAUACAAAGACGAUUUGGUGUGAGGACGGUUGUCAUGGUGAGCGGUUUGUUUGUUGGUGUUUCUUUCGUCGUUUCUUCGUUAGUGUCCAACUUGGUUGGCAUGACCUUGGCUCUGGCACUGUUGGCAGCACCUGCAAUAGGCGUGUCCAACAUUGUAACAAGGGAUUUGAUUGGUCAAUGUUACACUGAGAACCAUACAAGGGCCUUCGGGAUUGGCGCAAGCGGCGCCUCGGUGGCAUUUGUUGUCUUCGCGCCUGUGACGCAAUGUUUUCUAGAAUUGUACGGAUGGCGAGGGACCAUGAUGCUGCUGGGUGCCUUGUUGUCACAUCUUGUAGUUUGUGGAGCAUUGCUCAGACCGAACAAGAAACUAAACAUACAAAUUAAUGAUUACGAGAUAAUCAGUGAGGAUGUUUCAGCGGAUGAGACGAGUCCAGUAGAUUAUGGAUGUCGAUGCAUCCUAACAUCCAUCAAGGAUCUGUUCAAGACUGACAUGUUCACUUCACCAGGCUAUUGGCUCGUAGUUCUGGUAACAAUCGUCACGACAGUCGCAGCCACAGCGUGGGUUGUGUAUUUCGCACCGAACGUUAACCAAUCCAAACACUUCUCUUUAGCCGAUGCUGCCAUCUUUGUAUCAAUAUUCGGUGUGGGCAAGAUAGUCGGAAACCUAGCUGCUUGUUUCUUCGACAGUUGUCAAGUUGUCAGCACAAAUGCUUGGAUGGGACUGGUAGUCAUUGGUAGUUGUGCGUGUUUUUUGAUUGAUCCGCUCUUAAACUCGUAUUGGCCCAUCAUGGUGUAUGCCUUUAUCUACGGCUGUUUCCAUUCCUGCACGUAUACUCUUUUGGAUGUUCUAACCAAGAAAUCUGUUGGCGCGGAACAGCUGGGCAGUGCUCUAGGAUGGAUCGGUUUAAAGGCGGGCCUCGUCAGGGCAUUAUUUGUCUUCUUUCCAGGACUGAUUUACGAUAUCUACGGCAGCUACACUCUGGCGUUUAUUCUGUUGGCUGUGAUCAACGCGUUAGCAUUGCCUGCUCUACUGGCGCUGGCAUGGCGUCAAAGAUAGUCCGGGGAUUGUCCACGGAAGCUUAGGGUCCGCACAAAAUGUGUUUGCAUUAUCUUGUCAUUUGGACCUUGUAGGGCAAUAUUCCGAUAGCUAUUGUGCCACCUUGGCACGCUUGAGCAUUUUUUAAUAGUUCCCGGCACAAGGAAAAUAUGAGUUUUCUAUCUAUGCAGGCUUUUGCCCAAACUUAUCAAUCGAGGUGUCCAGACCAUGUUUGGGGGUAAACAAAUUCAUUUAAGCCAUUUCUAUUAUGUAUUUUAUGCAUAAUAUGCAAAUCAGCAUCCUCCAUUAUUUAAUUUCCAUCUAUAUCUCCCAAAGAGUUUGUCCAAUCGUAUAAAUUAAAACGAGGAAUCUAAACCCAUAUGUCUUAGGGUGAAAGAAUUCAUUAAAGCCAUUUUACAAUGAUAAUGUGUAUAUUUUAUGCAUAAUAUGCAAAUAAACAU
This is a messenger RNA of Patiria miniata (bat star), 1685 nucleotides long. RefSeq names its product monocarboxylate transporter 12-like. Gene Ontology annotation, molecular function: monocarboxylic acid transmembrane transporter activity. Lineage: Eukaryota; Metazoa; Echinodermata; Asteroidea; Valvatida; Asterinidae. The record is from RefSeq and is a predicted model, not a curated record. The transcript has 4 exons. Gene Ontology annotation, biological process: monocarboxylic acid transport; transmembrane transport. The coding region runs from base 1 to 1245 and encodes 414 amino acids.